Messenger RNA from Vigna unguiculata (cowpea), 1442 nucleotides. Its product is annotated as monooxygenase 1-like. Gene Ontology annotation, molecular function: FAD binding. The record is from RefSeq and is a predicted model, not a curated record. NCBI's taxonomy places the organism in Eukaryota, Viridiplantae, Streptophyta, Magnoliopsida, Fabales, Fabaceae.
UGUUAAAUAGGAAGGAAAGAGGAAGAAGAUGGAAACAAAUGUUGAUGCGGAGAUUGUGAUCGUCGGAGCUGGAAUUUGUGGCCUUGCAACAGCGCUUGCCCUUCACAGGAAGAGGAUUAAAAGUGUGGUGUUAGAAAGAUCAGAGAGUGUUCGAGCAACAGGAGCAGCUAUAAUUGUGCAGGCAAAUGGGUGGCGUGCACUUGAUCAGCUUGGCAUUGCUUCAACCCUUAGAGAAACUGCUAUUCAAAUACAAAGGGGAAGAUUCAUAUCUCUUAACGAGGUUGAGCCAAUGGAAUUUCCGUUUGGGGUUAAUAAGGAAUUUCGUUGUUUAAAGCGCACUGAUCUGGUGAAAGUCAUGGCCGAUAAUUUACCGACAGGGACUAUACGUACCAAUUGUCAAGUGCUUUCUGUCGAAUUAGAUCCUGUAACAAAGUUUCCACACCUUAUGCUAAGCAAUGGAAGUGUUCUUCAUGCUAAGGUUGUUAUUGGAUGUGAUGGUGUGAAUUCUGCCAUUGCAAGCAUGUUUGGGUUACACCGAACGACGCUCUCGCUCUUCUCUACGAGUGUUGCACGAGGCUUCACAAAUUAUCCAAAUGGUCAUCAAUUUGCGAGUGAGUUUGUGGUGAUGAGCAAAGGUCAAGUCCAACUCGGAAGGCUUCCAGUGACUGACAAAGUUGUUUAUUGGUUUGUGACAAGGCUAAGGACUUCGAAAGAUUCAAAAAUUUGGCAAGACCCAGUGCUUAUUAGACAAUCGUUGAUGGAGUCAUUGAAAGGUUUCCCAGAAGAGGCGAUGGACAUGAUGAGAAACACCAAUUUGAGCUUCUUGCAUCUCACGGAUUUGAAGUAUAGGCCACCGUGGGAUUUGCUCUUUAACAACUUCAGGAAAGGAACGGUAACAAUUGCUGGUGAUGCAAUGCAUCCCACAGGCCCAUUUGUUGCACAGGGUGGCUCAGCCUCCAUAGAAGAUGCCAUUGUUCUCGCUAGAUGCCUUGCACAGAAGAUGUUUGAUAAUAGUAAGAAGACAGAGGAAACAGAAAUGAACAUUGUAAUGGCAGAGGAAGCAUUUGAUCAAUAUGUGAAAGAGAGGAAAAUGAGAAACUUUUGGCUCUCUUUUCAUUCCUUCCUUGUUGGGAAGAAGCUUGACACAACAUCAUGCAUAAUUAGAUUCAUUAUCCUUGCAAUCAUGUCCACUCUGUUCAGAGACCCCGAUUGGCAUUCCCGUUAUCAUUGUGGAAAUCUAUAGGAACAUGAAGCUUUAAAUAUUCAUAUCAUUCCAAAUACUAUUCUAUUGUAUAUCAUGAUCAUUGAUAUUUUAUAUUAUGUCCACAACCGUCACACCAUGUUAGUUAUGUUAAUAAAUUAGUAGUUUUUAGGUGUUAUGGCUUCUGUCCUCUAAUUUAAUGCCUUUUAGAUGAUGUAACAUAUGGUUGGUAUCUAUUGAU